This is a messenger RNA of Manacus vitellinus (golden-collared manakin), 748 nucleotides long. RefSeq names its product GRB2 related adaptor protein (gene GRAP). Bases 86 to 739 code for a protein of 217 amino acids. NCBI's taxonomy places the organism in Eukaryota, Metazoa, Chordata, Aves, Passeriformes, Pipridae. The transcript has 5 exons. Gene Ontology annotation, molecular function: protein binding. The record is from RefSeq and is a predicted model, not a curated record.
GUGCUCGGCCCGGAGCCCAGAGCCCCGUGGGGUGCUGAGCCCCAGGCAGCCCCCUGGCACCCCUCCAGACCCCCUGGUGACAGCCAUGGAGUCAGUGGCUCUCUACAGCUUCCAGACGACGGAGAAGGACGAGCUGCCCUUCCAGAAAGGGGACACCCUGAAGAUCCUCAACAUGGAAGAUGACCAGAACUGGUACAAGGCUGAGCUGUUUGGCUGCGAGGGCUUUGUCCCCAAAAACUACAUCAAGGUCAAGCCACACCCGUGGUACGCGGGCAGGAUCUCCCGGCAGCUGGCAGAGAAGCAGCUCCUCAAACGCAAUCACGUGGGAGCCUUCCUGAUCCGCGACAGCGAGAGCACCCCGGGGGAAUUCUCCAUCUCCGUCAACUACGGGAAGCAUGUCCAGCACUUCAAGGUGCUCAGAGAGAGGAAUGGCAAGUAUUUCCUCUGGGAGGAAAAGUUCAAUUCCCUCAACGAGCUGGUGGAUUUCUACAGGAUGACCACGAUCGCCAAAGAGCAGCAGAUCUUCCUCCGGGACGAGGAGCAGAGCCAGGAGGUGGGCAGACCCCGAUUCGUGCAAGCCCAGUUCGACUUCCCAGCCCACGAGGGCUCCCAGCUGCCCUUCCUCCGCGGGGACAUCAUCGAGGUCCUGGACUGCCCUGACCCCAACUGGUGGCAGGGGAAGAUCUACGGCCGGGUCGGCUUCUUCCCUCGGAAUUACGUCCACCCCCUCCGCAAGUGACUCCCCCCC